Molecule: messenger RNA, 615 nt
Organism: Nezara viridula (southern green stink bug)
Lineage: Eukaryota; Metazoa; Arthropoda; Insecta; Hemiptera; Pentatomidae
Source: the annotation of a GenBank genome assembly
AUGUUUAUCUUAGAAUGUCUUUGAAUCACUGGAAAGGCAAUUCAUACGGCCAAAUAUAAGAAGCUAGAAUCCUACAGGUACUCUUUACCACUGAGGGUGGAGUAUUCUGUAGAAGAGCUGCGAAAGAUUCUUCGACUCACUGGAUGGCCGGAGAUUCUUCUCAGUGGACUGAACGAUUCGCUCUCUGGAGGACCUGGCAGGACAUCUACUGAAGUUCAGCUCAUUCCCUCGGGAGUGUUGAGUCGUCCUCGAUCUCACAGGGUGGUCGAAAGGAGAAUCGAAGGAAGAAGAGAUCGAAGUGCUCCGCGAUUCGUCGUGUUUAGGAAUUCGAAUCGCAUCAUCGAAGCGAUGUCGCUGCUACUGAGCAGUUCUCGUGUCACAGUUGUACACGAAGGAGAACAUCGCUCAACUUGGAAAGAGUCGGUUUGGAGAGAAGAAAAUCCGGGAAAAGGAGAAAAAUACUGGGAUGAAGUGUUCCGGUUGGUGGUUGAGGACUUGAAGGACGUUGAAGAUUAUGGACUCCUUCUCUGUAUGGGCCAAGUACCGAAGAGUCAGAUUCGGGUCCUUUCAAUCAUCCCGCAAGAGCGAGGGCCGCUCUCUGCUCGCGAGGGAUGA